ACUGUUUUUUCUGUACAUUUGGUCCUUCGAUCCUCUUUUUGAAAAAGAAUCGAGCAAGUGCAAGUACUAGAAGCCUCUCAAAAGAAAAAGAGCAUUACUUAGCCAAGUAAAAAUAAAUGUAAGCCGGAAUAGCAAAGACUACCCGCAUUUAUAAAAAUUACUUUUAGUAAAAGUUAAAAAAAAAAUUUUAAAAGCGUCCUUGUGGCUAUAACAACAAGAACAGUGCAAAAAAAAAAAAUAUAUAUAUAUAUACAAAACCCUCUAUAAAGAAGCAAAUAUGAAGAAUUUGCUAACACGACAGAAGGAGUUGGGAGAUCUAGCUGCGUUGGAGGAGCAGAAAAUCCUGAGCGGAAAAAUAAGAAAGGCUUCAUGUCUGGAAUAUAUGGAUCAUAUUCAGACUGUUAUGAAAGAGUUUACUGCAAAUCAUAAUAAAAUAAUGGCUAAGAAGAGUCAAGAAGCUGAGGAAUACAUUGCGAAGAACUACUUCGAGCAUGUAAUGCAAACAAUGGAGAAUUCUAUUCAGAAAUUAAGAAUUCAAAGUACUGCCGAAGGUGUUUCAGCAGUGAGCAGCAUGUGGCAAAUAGAAUCUACGCCACAAACUAUUCAGGUCGCACCACCUGAAGCCGCGUCUGGCGUUGAAAGAAAAUAUCAACGUCGAGCAAAAAUGCUCAAAAGCACGAUGGAUGAAAUACGAAGAAAUGCAUUGGAUUCUCUCGAGCAAAUGAGAGAAUUCAAAACCAAGCUUCAAAUACAAUUUGAAAAUGUUGAAGAAUCAUAUUUUGAAACUCAAAAUAUCAAAUUAGUUGAAACAACUGAAGAAUCUAUUGAGGAACAAAUAGAUGUAUUUCGUCAAGAAUACAAAAUCAUCAUCGAAAGGAUAACGGAGAAAUUAAAUAAUUAUAAUUCACCACAAACAAUGUAUUCAAAUAUAAAACUGCAGGAAAUUAAAAUUCCGAUGUUUUACGGUGAAAUGAAACAAUGGUCGUCAUUCCACGAUCUUUUUAAAAGUUUGGUGCAUGAUUCGAAGCACUUUACAGAAGUGGAAAAGAUGUUCCGAUUGAAGACAUCAUUAGGUGGAGAAGCUGGUAGAUUAAUUCAACAUCUACCAGUAACAGCAACAAUUUAUGAAGCUGCUUGGCAAAUUCUCAAGGAAAGGUAUGAGAAUAGAAGGCUACAAUUUACAGCACAAGUAGACAGACUACUUGAUCAACCGACAGCAAAUGGAGAAAGUGCACAAAGCAUGAAGCAGCUGUUAGAUACCACCAAAGAAUGCAUUUAUGCUUUAAAAGGGCUAAAUAUAAAUUUAAAUGACGAACAAGCCAUCAUAGCUCGGAUAGUGGUUCGAAAACUAGACAAAGAAAGUCUACGUUUAUACGAGCAAAACGUAAAAAAAGUAGGGAUAUACAAAGCCUAGAUGACGUCUUCAGUUUUCUGGAACAGCAAUAUCAAGCUCUAGAAGCAAUACGCGACAGAAAACCAACUAAAUGGAACAAUCAAAAGCAGACACAGCGAACACCUACAUUUUAUACAGCGGCACAAAAUAAUUGUGUAUACUGCAAGGUUCCUGGGCAUCAAAUUGGUGAAUGCAGAAAGUUUCAGACAUUGACUACGAUGAAUCGAAGAAGAUUCAUAACAAACAACAAGUUAUGCCUUGAUCACGUAUAUGAAGGAAAAUGUAAUAAUAAAAAGAAGUGCAAUAAGUGUGAAAGAAAUCAUCAUAAUUUAUUGCACUUCAAUGAAUUCCAAAAAGGAAAAGGAGGAAGUGAAGAAAAUGUCACAAAAACAUCUUCCACAAUGAUGACGAAACAUUCGGAAAUGGCGAUACUCCUAGCAACAGCACAGAUAAGGGUGAAGGCAGCAAAUGGAGAGAUCGAAUACUAGGUCAAGCUACGAAAUUGGGCUGGAUAUUGUCGGGAGUUUUACAACAACCGAGAAAAAAACAAUACAAUUUUAGCAGCGGUUACUACAACAUUGGAGAAGUUUUGGGAAAUAGAAGACACUACAACUCCAGCAGAUACAGCAGAUGAUGAUGAAUGCCUAAGAAUUUUUGAAAAAACAACAGUAAGAAAUGGAAAUAAUCGAUUUGUCGUCAAUCUACCUUUUAAACAAGAAAAAGAAUUGGGCGAUUCUCGCAAACAAGCUAUGGCGAGGUUUCUUAACUUGAGAAAAGGUUCGCUACAAAUAACGAGUUAAAACAACAAUAUGUGCAAUUUAUGAAAGAAUAUUCAGAAAUGGGCCACAUGGAAAAAGCAAGUGAAAAUAAAUGCGGAAAAUACUAUAUGCCACAUCAAGCAGUGAUUCGAGAAGACAGUAGAACGACUAAACUACGAGUAGUUUUCGAUGCGUCUGCAAAAACUACAAAUGGAAGUAGUUUAAAUGACAUCCUCUUCAUAGGACCGAGACUUCAAAGAGAUAUAUUUGACAUUAUAAUCAAAUGGAGACUUUGGCAAUAUGUAUUAACUAGUGAUAUUGAAAAGAUGUUUCGACAAAUUAAAAUAACAGAUAGUGAUCAAGAUUACCAACGUAUAUUGUGGAGAGAAACAAAAGGAGAGCCGAUAGAAGAAUACAAACUACAAACAGUUACAUAUGGGACAGCAUUAGCUCCUUUUUUG
Bactrocera dorsalis (oriental fruit fly) is the source of this 2612-nucleotide messenger RNA. RefSeq lists its product as uncharacterized. The coding region runs from base 278 to 1414 and encodes 378 amino acids. The record is from RefSeq and is a predicted model, not a curated record. NCBI's taxonomy places the organism in Eukaryota, Metazoa, Arthropoda, Insecta, Diptera, Tephritidae. The transcript has 2 exons.